Molecule: messenger RNA, 8104 nt
Organism: Osmerus eperlanus (European smelt)
Lineage: Eukaryota; Metazoa; Chordata; Actinopteri; Osmeriformes; Osmeridae
Product: AT-rich interactive domain-containing protein 1B-like
Exons: 20
Coding region: 361-6903 (2180 amino acids)
Biological process (GO): regulation of transcription by RNA polymerase II; chromatin remodeling; positive regulation of DNA-templated transcription
Cellular component (GO): SWI/SNF complex; nucleoplasm; nBAF complex
Molecular function (GO): nucleosome binding; DNA binding
Source: RefSeq, a predicted model, not a curated record
CGAGGCGCGCUAGAGCCUGGAGGUGGAUAAUAGCUGGUAGAGCUCGCUCUCUCUUAUGCCAUGCUGGGCCAGGAGGGCUCCGGGAGACAUGCAUUCACCAAUAUCCGGGUUGGAGGAGAGGAAAAAAGUUUCAUUUAAACCUUGGACGAGCAACUUUCAAUAUGAAACCCAACUGACACCGACGCGACGCUGUCAGCGACGCAUUUCACAUUUGAAUCGACAAAAAUUACAGUGCUAGAACAAAGCUUCGUUUUUCCAUAGAAGAUUUUUUUCUUGCUUCUGUUUUCAUCCGUCUCUUUUUCUUGUGCGAGUAGCCUAUUUGAGGGUCACUGUUUCACUGACACUGUCAUAAAUGUUGAAAUGAUGAUGGCUGCGCAAGUGGCAUCAGCUCCAACAAGAACUAAUAAUAAAAACAAAAAAUUGUCGGGUACUUUAAGUCAAGAACUAAAUUCCGGAAAAUCGGGAGGAGGAACUGUACAACGAACUGGAGCAAUGCUUGCAGCUGGAGAUGGGGCUAACACAAUGAAUAAUGUAGACCAUCACCGCCGAAACGAGAACAAUAUGGUCAAUUCAACUUCUACUAAUAAUUCUGACACACGGGAGAAGGAGAGUGGAAAUAAUAUAACGUCUAUGUCGUCGUCUAAUUCGAGCACUGCCUCGUUGGAAACGGGUUUGAUAGCGAAUCAUAAACUGAAAAAUGUUGGUAGCGGAGAUCCCCCUCCGUCUCAGCACCAGCAGUCGCAAUUCAACCAAUUUCCACAUCAGCAGCGUCAGAUACAAAGUAACAACAUCAACAACAACGGGCAAGGUGCGCGGGGAGACAGGCCUAAUGACAGCCAGCAUCACGGUGGGAAAGAGAAUCUAUUGGGGGGACAUUUAGAUCAGCAGACGCUGAGCAAGAGCGAAGGGGACCAUACCUGUAAACCGGGGGAGCGGAUGGGCGCCAGGUACGAGCAUGCCAACACGGGACCAACAAACAACAUUAGCCGACAGUCCCCAAGUGCAGGAGGGAACAACGCAGUUUCUGAGUUUAAUAAUUACUAUGGUAGUUCAAGGCCCUGUUACGAUCAACACGGUGGACAGCAAAGCACUGGAAUAGGGAUAAUGCACUCUUCAGCUCACAAUAGUAUGGAACCCGUACACAACUCCCACGAAGGAUACCACAACAGCCAGUAUAACCACUAUCCGGCGUAUCGAGCAGGCUACGGUGGCGCUGGCUACGGCAUGAUGGGUCCUUCAAGGCAGGGCAAUAACAUGUUGGUGGGGCCUGGCAGCAACACUUCAGCCAGUCAUGUGAAAGCAGCAAUGGGAGCUGCCUCUGUGCCUGGUGGUAAUGUAGGGGGCUUUCAAAGAUUCCCUGGACAAAGUCAGCACCCCUCAGGGGCCACUCCGACGCUGAACCAGCUGCUGACGUCCCCAAGUCCAAUGAUGCGAGGUUACGGCAGUGGCUAUCAAGAUUACAGUGGUCCCACAGCACAACAACAAGCAGGUAUCGCGCUGGGUAAAGACAUGAGUUCUCAGUAUGGACCCACGAGUCAUGGCUGGGGAGGACAACAGAGAACCCACCCCUCUUUGAGUCCUGGAAACGGAGGUCAAGGUAUCAGCAGAACGCAGGUGGGGUCAAUGGACUUCAUGGCUAUGAAGCGCUCCCAGAUCUAUGGGAUGGCCAACAACCCAUACUCUCAACAGCAACAGGGUGGGCCCUAUCCCAGCCAGCCAUACGGAUCGCCCUCUCCACACAGAUACCCAAUGGGGAUGCAGGGGAGGGGUCAGGUGGCCAUGGGCGGGAUCCAGUACACUCAGCAGCAGCAGGUCCCGCCCUACGGUCAACAGGGUAUGGGUGGGUAUGGCCAGCAGCAAGGAACGCCCCCAUACUUCACCCCUCCCCAGCAGACACCUGUAGCCCCCUCGCAGCCCCCCUACCUGCAGUCUCGAGGACCACCACAACAGGAGGCCCCUCAAGAGAGCUACAACAACCGGAGCCAGGCCCCAGGGAACUCUGGGAAGGCCAACCAUGAGGACAUGGGUCUGAUCCAGCAGGAUCGCCCCUCCAGCCUGCCGGACCUCUCUGGCUCCAUAGAUGACCUCCCCACAGGGACAGAGGCUGGUCUUAGCUCAGCCGUCAGCGCCGCAGGCUCCACCAGCAGCCAGGGGGAGCAGAGUAACCCUGGUCAGUCGCCCUUCUCUCCACACGCCUCGCCACACCUCCCCGGCCCGCGCAGUGGACCCUCGCCCUCCCCCGUGGGCUCACCGGCGGGCUCCAACCAAUCACGCUCCGGCUCGGGGCCCAUCUCCCCCGUCAGUGGACCAGGCACCGCACCAGGGUCCCAGAUGGCCCCCCAGACCCCUGGCACCGUGACUGAUGGCCCCCAUUCCCCCAUGCCUCAGGAGAGAGGUAACUACCCGCGACCCCCCAACUAUGGUGGCAGCCCCAGUGCCAACUACAGCGUCCCAGGGCCUGGCAUGACCAACAGCCUGGGAAUGAACGCCAGCAGCCCCAUGCACGGCCAGGGACCCGGGCAGCCCAUGCCCAUGGGCCGCAGCCCUGGGGCAGGGAGCCGGACCUACCCCAACAUGGCUCCCAGCUCCCCCAGCAUGCCUCAGACAGCCGGCCCAGGAAUGGGGCCUCCUCCUCUGGGCAACGCCAACCGCAAGGCCCAGGAGGCAGCGGCCGCCGUCAUGCAGGCCGCAGCCAACUCUUCACAGAGCAGACAGGGCAGCUACCCUGGCCCUGGCGUGAAUCAGGUGGGCACCAUGGGCUCCGGCGCCCCCUACAGCCAGGCUGUGGGCAACAACACAGGCAUGGGAACACCACAGGGCCAGCACUACAGCAUACCACCCUCAGGAGGGACAGGGCUGGCUGUGGAUGGGAUGAUGAACCCAGAGGGAAAGCAGAAAGCAGACACCAAGGAGGAGAGCACCCCCCCUUCCAAUGAGACCCAAAAACCUAAGCUCCAGGACAGCUACAACAGUAGCCAGUGUGUGUCCCAGCCCCCCACCCCGGGUGCCCUGCCUGUGCCCUCGCCCCUGUCUCCCAGCCCUGCCAGCCUGUCCUCCUACCACGGGGACGACAGCGACAGCAUCAGCAGCCCUGCAUGGCCCAAGACCCCCUCCAGCCCUAAGCCCAACUCCUCCACCAUGACCAGCGAGCGAAUCACAAGGCUGUUUGACAUGGGCAGUGAGCCGGAGCGCCGUGGCUGGGUGGAGCGCUACCUGACCUUCAUGGAGGAGAGGGGCACACCCAUCCCCCACCUGCCCGCUGUGGGCAAGAAGCCCCUGGACCUGUGCAGACUCUAUCUGGCCGUCAGAGAGAUAGGAGGCCUGGCUAUGGUGAACAAGAGUAAGAAGUGGCGAGAGCUGUCCUCCAGCCUGAGCGUGGGCACGUCCAGCAGCUCCGCUAGCUCCCUGAAGAAGCAGUACAUCCAGUACCUGUUUGCCUACGAGUGCAAGGUGGAGCGAGGGGAGGAGCCCCAGGCCGACGCCCACGCCACCGGGGGAGACAACAGGAAGCAGGCCAAGGUGCAGCCGCCCUCACCUGCAAACUCUGGCUCCCUCCAGGGCCCCCAGACCCCCCAGUCAUCAGGCAGCAGUUCCAUGGCCGAGGCAGCAGGGGACCUGAAGCCCCCCACCCCUGCAACCACACCCCAGGGUCAGAUCACCCCUGUGCCAGCCAAUAGGAACAGUGUUGUCAGUGUGCAGGACCCCUUCUCUGAGGUCAGUGACCCGGCCUUCCAGAAGCGCAACUCAGUGCCCCCUGGUGGAGGAGGUCCAUACCAGCAGGGCGUCAACAUGCCUGACAUGAUGCUGAGGAUGCAGUACGAUGCCAAGGACCCCUUUGCUGGCAUGAGGAAGAUGGCAGGGGGCGAGCCCUACAUGGCAAGCCAGAUGCCCGGUGGUGGCAUGCAGGAGAUGUACGGCAGGCCUGCAUCAGGGAUGGGCAUAGCCCAGUGCUCACAGUACCCCUAUGGACCAGGAUAUGACAGGAGACCAGACCAUGUCAUGGGAAUGGAGGGAAGCAUGGGCCCCCCCGGCAGUCAGAGCAACAUGGGACCCUCCAAUAGCGAGGGCAGCAUGUACUCCUCCAGUAGAUACCCCCCCUCCCAGCAGAGACAUGAUGGAUAUGGGCAGCAGUACCCUGGCAUGCCCUAUGGGAUGCACCCCUCAGGGAUGUACCCCCAGCAACAGGGCUACAAGCGCCCCAUGGAGGGGAUGUACGGAGGCCCACCAGGAAAGAGACAUGAAGGGGAGGUGUAUGCCAUGCAGUAUGCCAACCAGCAGCCCGACAUGUACGCCCAGUACAGCUCUGGCUACUCGGGUCCUGAGCGCAGACCCAUGCAGAGCCAGUUCCCUUACCCGUACCCUCGAGACCGCCUGCAGGGGCCCCCAGGCUCGCACCCCCAGCACGCCAUGAUGAGUGGAGGAACCCCCAACAAUGUUGGAGAUGGCCCCCAGCCUAACAUGUGGCCCUCCAGAACAGACAUGGGCUACCCCUACCCCAACCGACAGGGGGGGCCAUCCCAGAUGACCCCCUACGGGCCAAUGGGUCGAGGGGACGACCUGGAGGGUAGGAUGGGGCAGGAGAGCCAGUGGCACCGUCAGUCUGCUUAUAUGUCCUCCUCUGGUGGGAUGCCACCCAUGUCCUCUCGCCAACCCCCGUCACCCUAUCAGACAUCCCCGUCCAUGGCCAAUCACCUCCCCCGAGCCCCCAGCCCAGGUGCAUUCCAACGCUCUAUGGAGGUGCGGAUGUCCCCCAACAAAGCGGCCUUUAUGUCCUCAAUGAAGAUGCCCAAGCCGGGGAUGCCAGGCUCACAGGGCAAUGGGCACAUGGGUCAGAUCCCUCCCAACCUACGCAGAGACCUCAACUACCCCCUGGGUUCUGUGGAGUCCACCAUGCCCCUACUCAAGCCACGGCGCAAGAUUACCUCCAAGGACACUGGUACCCCUGAGGCCUGGCGAGUGAUGAUGUCACUCAAAUCAGGCCUAUUGGCUGAGAGUACAUGGGCCCUGGACACCAUCAACAUCCUGCUGUAUGACGACAGCACCGUGGCCUCCUUCAACCUCUCCCAGCUGCCAGGAUUCCUGGAACUCAUCGUGGAGUAUUUCAGACGCUGCCUGAUUGAGAUGUUUGGUAUCCUGGAGGAGUACGAGGUGGGCACCGUGGGUCAGAAGACCCUCCUGGGCCCCGCCGCUGAGCAGGGGGAGGAGCCAACCUCUGACAUGGAAACAGAUGGUGACAACCAAUCAGAGGCUGUGCUCGUGCAGGAGGCGGAGACGACGGAGGAGCAACCCACUGCGGUCACAGAAGAAGCCGCGUCCGUUGUCACAGAGCUGGUCCCUGAUGAAAUGAAGGAGGCGUCAGAUGCUGAGGUAAAGGUAAAGAAAGAAGAGGAGAAUGAAGAGGAAGUGGAGAAAGAGAAAGGAGAGGGGGUGAGUGAAAAGGGGGAGGAGGCGAAGGGAGACUCUCUCGAGCAUUCCGAGUCAGAACUGGAGCCGAGGCCUAAGCAGGCCAGCAAGUAUGACAAGCUGCCAAUCAAGAUCCUCCAUAAAGACCACCUGAUUGAGGAUAUGUCUGAGCAGCUGGGUCAUGUGACCGAGUUCAGCAGUGGACUUCAACACUGGCAAGCCGGUGGAGGCGACUCCACCGCCCACAUCCAGACGCAUUUUGAACCUAGGGGUGGACAGCCAAUCAAAACCCAGGAAGAGUCUGAUAAAGAGACCGUGCUGAAUAAGCAGAAAAGCGAGUCAGCGUCAGAAGAAGAGAAGCAGAAAGAGAGAGUCAUCACAGCCACCAUUGAUGACGUGCUCUGUGCCCGACUCGGUGUUCUCUCUGAAGGUCACCCAACCCACUCCUCCCCUACCUACCCCUUCAGACUGCUCCCAGACGGGGGUCUGGACCGCAUCACCCUCCUGGAGGAUGAGCCCCGCUGCCUAGAUGAGACCCCUCUCUCCACCUCCCAGCCCUGGCAGGACUCCCUGGCCAAACGCUGCCUCUGCAUCUCCAACAUCGUCCGCAGUCUCUCCUUCAUCCCGGGCAACGACUCCGACAUGUCCCGACACCCCAACCUGGUUCUUAUUCUGGGGAAGCUCCUCCUGCUGCACCACCGGCAUCCCGAGAGGAAGAGGGCGCCACCUAGCUACCAGAGAGAGGAACUGCAGGAGCAGGGAUUAGCAUUUAGCAAGGAUGAGUGGUGGUGGGACUGUCUGUCCCUGCUCAGGGAGAACACUAUGGUGACUCUGGCCAACAUCUCCGGCCAGUUGGACCUAUCUGUUUACCCAGAGAGCAUCUGCAUGCCCAUUCUUGACGGCCUGCUGCACUGGAUGGUGUGCCCCUCGGCUGAGGCCCAGGACCCUUUCCCGUCCGCGGCGCCCCACUCCCCUCUCACCCCCCAGCGGCUGGUGCUGGAGUGCCUGUGCAAGCUGAGCAUCCAGGACGCCAACGUGGACCUGCUGCUGGCCACGCCGCCCUUCAGCCGGCAGGAGAAGCUCUUUGCCACGCUGGUGCGCUACGUGGGCCAGAGGAAGAACCAGGUGUAUCGUGAGAUGGCGGUGGCCGUCCUCUCCAACCUGGCGCAGGGCGAACCUAUGGCGGCGCGUGCCAUCGCCGUGCAGAAGAGCAGCGUGGGUAACCUUGUGGGGUUCCUGGAGGACGGGGUCAGCGUAGCCCAGUACCAGCACAACCCCCACAGCCUGCUGCACAUGGGACACCGACCUGUGGAGCCACCCAGCGUCAACAUGAUGUGCAGAGCUGCCAAGGCUCUGCUGGCCAUGGCCAAGGUGGAGGAGAACAAGUCAGAGUUUGUGCUCUAUGAAGGCAGGCUACUGGACAUCUCAAUCUCCUCUGUGCUCAACUCUAGCGUGGCUGCCAUCAUUUGCCAAGUACUCUUUCAGUUUGGAAAAUUAUGACAGGAGGAGAGGUAGGACUUGUGUUGAUGGACGCUGAGAAUGACAAGUUAAUUCUGUGGUUUUAUAUUUUUUAUUUAAGUGAAACGGAAGGAAAAGGUUUGUUUUUAUAUCAUAUGAAUAUAUACAAAUACAAAUAUCUAUAUAUAUGUAUAGCUCCUGGGCCUCAUUUACACUUUGGUUUUGUGAUUUGAGAAAUGAUUUUAAUACAGAUAUUUAAUACCUGCUGUCGUUGAUAUGUUUGAUCAAAGAAUUCUUUGUUGUUUUGUUUGUUGUAAUUUGUUUCACCAAAGCUGUUGCCGGAUUUUGGUGCUGAUUCUUUUGGUUUCCUUUUCUCUUACAAAAAGGUUUUUUAGAUUUAUAAUCACAUAUGAUAUCAUCCUGUGUGUUGAGGUUGGUUAAGGAGGGCAGAAGUAUUUAAUUGUGAAACAUUGUACAGUAGGUAGAACUUUUCUUGACACAUGUUCUGGAAAAAGAUUUUUACACAGAAAUGUAAAUGUUUCCAUUGCUGGAAAAAUAAAUAUGUGCAAUAGGACUAGUGCAAGUUGUCCCUUAGAGAGCAACUAAAAUAUGUGAACCUUUUGAAACACAGGCAAUGUGUGCUUUUGACCAUGGGUAGGCAGUGUUGCCAAGCAUCAGCCAAGCAGUCCAUCACAAUUUGACUCACUUUGAUGUUAAUAUCUUUCCUAGUCACUACCUGUGGGUCAACAUUUACAAAGAAAUCUUGUUUCUUAAGCACUUGCAUUAUGUUUGUCUUCUUUCCUUUUUUAACUCAAGUCACCACUAUGUAAAUAGACUGUUGUAUAUCGGGCACACCUGAUUCUGUACUUUCACAAUCAAAAGUAGUGUCACUACAAAAAAAGAUGAAACUUCUGAUUGAUAUGGCAAAUGCUUUUAUUAUUGGUAAGAUUGGUUAUUGUUAUUAUAUGUAUUUUAUUAUUGGAGUCAAUAUUUGGAAAUGGAGGAUGUAUAGGUAUCUGUAUGUACGAAGUUCCUGUAUGCAUUGUAUUAUAGCUUAAAGCUGAUCAAAACAAUCGCUUUGGUAAAUCAGAUGUGGAAGUGCGAGGAUCAGGGGUCAUAGCUGAGGUUACAUAGGAAUUGUGGACGUAUUUCCUUUCUUCUAUGUCCUCCGUUAUUGUAAAUGGGCAUAUUUUUGAGCCGAGGCAUUGUAGUUCAAAAAUAAAAAGAAGACACACCACAUCCA